This is a messenger RNA of Rhipicephalus sanguineus (brown dog tick), 2670 nucleotides long. RefSeq lists its product as uncharacterized. The transcript has a single exon. The coding region runs from base 162 to 2465 and encodes 767 amino acids. The record is from RefSeq and is a predicted model, not a curated record. NCBI's taxonomy places the organism in Eukaryota, Metazoa, Arthropoda, Arachnida, Ixodida, Ixodidae.
GUACCACAAGUCCGCCAUCAGCACUCGUGUUGCCGUAUUGUGUGUGCGUUUUUCAUCGACGAUGGACAUUUAGCCCGCUUGUUCGCCACCUCUCGUUCGCUUCAUCGGAGUACGUUUUAUGCCGCGCGCGUUGGACGUGGACGCAGUUGUGUUUGUGCGCAAUGCCCGGGCAGUGCAAUUUCCAGGAAUCGUGGCUCAGCCACGUUGCGUACAAAGACUGGGUCGCGCCGGACCCAAUGAGUUCGCAUCGGGCUAGAUGCAGACCAUGUGCAAAGACAUUCGAUGUCUCAUCGAUGGGGGAGUCUGCGCUAAAAAGCCACCAGAGGAGUGCGAAGCACAUCGGCAACCUGAAGGACGCAGCAAGUAGCUCCUUGAUAAAGUAUGUGACACCCCGCGAGAGUGGCGAAUCCGUUCGUUCAGUCCCAACGCAGUCCUCGGAUUUGAAUACCGCGUGCAAGGCCCACGAUGCAGCGACCGAAGCCGAGAUAUUGUGGGCAUUGAAGGUUGUUACCUCACAUUACUCGUACAGCUCAUCCGCACACACAAGCGAACUGUUCCGGAAAAUGUUUCCCGACAGCGAAGUGGCGAAGGCCUUUACGUGUGGAGAAAAGAAGUGCGCGUACCUUGCGUGCCAUGGUUUGGGCCCCUUCUUUCUAUCGUCCGUCCACCGGGCAAUAGAGAAGUGUGAUUGCUACGUGGUUUUGUUUGAUGAAUCCGCAAAUGAUUACCUCCACCAGAAGCAGAUGGACGUUCACAUCAGAUACUGGGAUGCAUCUCAAAGGAUAACUACCAGGUACUUGACGUCCGUUUUUAUGGGCCAUGCAACGGCGGACGACAUUGAAGAUGAAUUGUUGAAGGCACUGGAGCCAUUGCCACUUGCAAAGAUUCUUCAAGUUUCUAUGGACGGACCAAACGUUAAUUUGAAAUUUUUCAGAAGCUUUCAGAAGCACUUGCAUGAAAACUAUCAGGUAAACUGCCUUGAUUUAGGCACUUGUGGUCUACACGUGGUGCACAACGCAUACAGAGCAGGUGUAACUGCCAGCAAGUGGGGAUUGGACAUUCUCCUGUCUAGUCUAGGUGUGUUAUUUCAAGAUUCCCCAGCCAGGCGAGAGGACUUCUCAAUGGUGACCGGGAAGACAAUGUUUCCUCUCAGGUAUGUUGCCCAUCGCUGGGUCGAAAACGUUCCAGUGAUUGAACGUGCACUGGCCCUGUGGCCUGAUGUGGCAAUGUACAUCGAGUCUGCAAGACGUAAAGAGGUGAACCAGCCAAAAUGCGCUUCGUUUCAGAACUUGCACAAUUUCUGUGGGGACCCGCUAAUUCAAGCAAAACUGAACUUCGCCCUUGCGAUUGCACUAAUUCUCAAACCUUUCCUGACGGAAUAUCAGGUGGACCAACCACUUGUAUUUUUUCUCGCAAGGGAUCUUGAAGCAAUUGUCCGGAAGUUGCUUACUAAGUUUUUGAAGUGCUCAGUUCUCUCUGCAUCAAAUGGGCUGACAGGCCUGUUGAAAAUCAACAUUGAAGACGUGAACAAUCACACUGCGCUUGAGAAAGUGGACAUUGGACAUACAGCUGAGCAAAUUUUGAAGAAGUCUAAGGUCAGUGCAAAAGAGGCAUUUGCAUUUAAAAUGGAAUGUAAGCAAUUCCUUCUCAGUGUGACGAAAAAGGUUCUUGAGAAGAGUCCGCUGAAGUUCCCCUUGGUUAGAGGUCUCUCCUCGCUGGAUCCUCGGCAAAUGUGCACCAAGCCGGACCAGUGUUUAGCAGGUCUGAAGAAUGUUUUGAAUGCACUUAUCGCUGCUGAAAGGUUGACUGAUUACCGUCGAGACACUGUACUUGCCGAGUAUGCCGAAAUGCUACAGAUGGAGAAGCACAAGCUGCGUUUGUUCGAAAAGAGUUCGGAUAGGCUAGAUAUAUUUUUUUUAGAACUCCUCAAGUUCAACUCAUCGUACAGUGAGCUGUGGAGAGUAGUGGAACUUUUGCUUGUGUUGAGCCAUGGCCAGGCAACUGUUGAGAGAGGGUUUAGUGUAAACAAGCAAGUUUCUGUAGAAAACCUCAAAAGCCUGUCAUACAUCAUGCAACGUGCUAUAUGUGACGCCGUUGAUAAGGCAGGUGGCAUCCUUAACAUCCCUAUAACAAAGGAACUGAAGACCUCUGUUUCAUCUGCAAGGCAUCGCUACCAUGCGCAUUUGGAAGAGCAGAAGAGGAAGCAACAAGAAGAAGCGAAUGAUUCAAAAAGGCGCCUUGUGGAGGACGAAAUCGAUAAUUUAAGGAGAAAAAAAGUGAAGCUAGAAGCAACAGUUGCUGAUCUGACAACUUCAGCAGAUGAAUUGGCUUUGAAAGCCGAAGAGACAGGUGAUGUCACAUACAUAGUGAAGUCAAAUAGUCUGAGAAAAACAGCAAAAAACAAGACACAAGAACUGCUAAAUAUCAACGAAGGAAUCGCCGCAAAACUGCUGGCGCUUUCAUGAACACUUUCGAUCUGCCUCACUGUAGUCUUGAACGCGUCUUAGACUGUUCAAUAAUUCAACUCGUCUUAGGCUGUUCAAUAAGUGUUCAAUAAAUUUGUCAUUUUUUUAUGACGAGUACGAGAUCAAUUAUUGAUAUGGGUCCUUGAAAAAAACUUUUUCGGGCCUUGAAAGUCCUUAAAAACCCUUGAAUUUUUGCCUUCAAAGC